Messenger RNA from Pecten maximus, 2515 nucleotides. Its product is annotated as inositol hexakisphosphate and diphosphoinositol-pentakisphosphate kinase 2-like. NCBI's taxonomy places the organism in Eukaryota, Metazoa, Mollusca, Bivalvia, Pectinida, Pectinidae. Gene Ontology annotation, molecular function: inositol hexakisphosphate kinase activity; 5-diphosphoinositol pentakisphosphate 1-kinase activity; diphosphoinositol pentakisphosphate kinase activity. The record is from RefSeq and is a predicted model, not a curated record. Gene Ontology annotation, cellular component: cytosol. Gene Ontology annotation, biological process: inositol phosphate biosynthetic process; inositol metabolic process.
GUUUACUUCCGGUUGGCUGCUGAAGAGAGAAAGAUCUGAAAUUCGAUCUUUUAGCAGUGUCUUAAGCAAACGUUCAGGAUUGGGUGUGUCAUGACAGUGAGGAUGUAGCUGCGAAGAGAUGCAGAUGUCAGAGAGAUGUGGACAAGUGAGGUUAUGGUGAUGGCAGGAAGUAGAGACAUCUAGAACAAUGGCCGAGUCUGAACAUGGAUAUCUACGUAUGGAAGACCAAGAAACCCGCCCGAUCUUUGUUGUUGGAGAUGACACUGCCUUCAGUCAGCUGUAUAUGGAGAGCCAUGAAGAUAUUGCCGCCAUCACAGUGGGCGUGUGUGCCAUGGCUAAAAAAUGUAACUCAAAACCCAUGCGCGAGAUUCUACAGCGUCUUGAGUUAUUCGAACACAUCAAAACAUUGGUGUUUGAGGAAGAUGUCAUCCUAAAUCAGCCCAUCGAGGAGUGGCCGGUGGUAGAUGUCCUCAUAUCUUUCUUCUCCCAGGGAUUUCCUCUUGAUAAAGCCAUAGAGUAUAAAAACCUACGAAAGCCGUACAUAGUUAAUGAUUUGGAGGCUCAGAAAGUUUUGUUGGACAGGAGAUUGGUUUAUGAAAAGCUGGAAGCAGAAGGCAUCAUCCAUCCCAGAUAUGCUAUAUUAAACAGGGAGGGAAAUGGAACGGCUAAAUGUCAGUACACUGAUGCGGAGGACUGUAUCGAGGUAAAUGGCGUGGUGUUUCACAAACCCUUUGUAGAGAAGCCUGUGUCAGCCGAGGAUCACAAUGUUUACAUCUAUUUCCCUGUGGCGGCCGGUGGAGGUAGUCAACGACUCUUCAGGAAGGUUGGUCCCCGGAGUAGUGCCUACUACCAAGUCAAUCGUGUACGCCAAUCUGGCUCCUACAUCUAUGAGGAUUUUAUGCCAACCGAUGGAACUGAUGUAAAGGUGUAUACAGUUGGUCCUGAUUAUGCACAUGCUGAGGCAAGAAAAUCACCAGCCUUAGAUGGGAAAGUAGAGCGUGACAAAGAUGGAAAAGAAGUCCGGUUUCCUGUGAUUCUGAGUGCCAAAGAAAAACUCCUGGCUAGAAAAGUGUGCCAGGCAUUCAAGCAAAAUGUGUGUGGGUUUGAUCUCCUCAGGGCCAGCGGUAAAUCUUACGUCUGUGAUGUUAACGGAUUCAGCUUCGUGAAAAACUCCAUAAAGUAUUAUGAUGACUGUGCCAAAAUACUAGGAACCAUGAUUAUGCGUGCAUUAGCUCCUCAAAGACACAUCCCGUGGGUUUUAGGGGCAGCCCCAGAGGAUAUCCCUGUAGUGCCCACCACCUCCGGCUCUAUGAUGGAACUAAGGACUGUCGUAGCGGUUAUCAGACACGGCGACCGUACACCAAAGCAGAAAAUGAAAAUGGAGGUCAAACACAAAAAAUUCUUCGAUCUCUUUAAGAAAUAUGAUGGCUAUCGUACCGGACAUUUAAAACUGAAGAAACCAAAACAGCUCCAGGAAGUGUUGGACAUUGCCCGAUUCUUACUGUCUGAACAGCAGUCGUCAUCAGAUCCAGAAAUAGCAGAGAAAAAGGCAAAACUACAACAGCUUAAAUUAGUGUUAGAAAUGUAUGGUCAUUUUUCUGGAAUCAAUCGGAAAGUUCAGCUCAAAUACCAACCAUACGGCCACCCAAAGAAGUCGUCGAGUGAGGAAGAUUUGAGUGGUGAGAUUGAACAAUGCAGUUUUGAUGAAAACUGUGAAAACAAUGACUAUCCACGCCAGCCAUCUUUAUUAUUGAUUGUGAAGUGGGGAGGGGAGUUAACUCCAGCAGGCAAAAUUCAGGCUGAAGAUCUGGGAAAGGCUUUCAGGACUCUUUAUCCUGGUGGACAAGGUCAGUUUGAGACACCAGGGUUGGGCUUCCUUCGACUCCACAGUACUUUCCGACAUGACCUUAAGAUCUAUGCUUCUGAUGAAGGCCGAGUCCAGAUGACCGCUGCAGCAUUUGCUAAGGGGUUACUGGCCCUGGAAGGGGAGUUAACUCCGAUCCUCGUACAGAUGGUGAAGAGUGCCAACACAAAUGGUCUUCUGGACAAACAGGGGGAAACCUCGAAAUACCAGCACACAGUCAAAGAGCGCCUUAUGACCAUGUUAAAUGUGAACAAGGAGUUUGAUGAAGCAGACUACCAAAAGUUGGCCCCAACAAAGACAGAUUCCUUGAGCCGAGCCCUGAAAUUCAUUUCAAACCCUCAGAAAAUGUGUCGCAAUAUCCACGAUAUGGUCAAGGAACUGACAGCUCAGAUACGCAGACUCAAGAUGGAGCAUCGACAUCGAGAACUCAAGCUGUACAAUGGAGAAUCAUGGGAAUUGUUGAUCCGUCGCUGGGCGAAGCUGGAGAAGGAUUUCAAAAUGAAGGACGGCCGUUUUGACAUCAGUAAAAUACCAGAUAUAUAUGACUGUAUUAAGUACGAUUUACAACACAAUCAGUCUACUCUACAGAUCAGGAAGGCAGAGGAUCUGUUUAAAUGUUCACGGGCCAUGGCUGACAUAGUUAUACCUCAG